AUGAUUGCAAAACCCCUGUGGAACAAAGCCUUUAGAGGAAACAGCCGUGAGAACAUCCCUACCCAGAAACAACAGCUGGAACAUCCCUACCUAGAAACAACAGCUAGAACAUCCCUACCCAGAAACACCAGCGAGAACAUCCGUACCCAGGAACAACAGCUAGAACAUCCCUACCCAGAAACAACAGCUGGAACAUCCCUAUCCAGGAACAACAGCAAGAACAUCCCUACCCAGGAACAACAGCUAGAACAUCCCUACCCAGAAACAACAGCUGGAAUAUCCCUACCUAGAAACAACAGCUGGAACAUCCCUAUCCAGGAACAACAGCGAGAACAUCCCUACCCAGGAACAACAGCUAGAACAUCCCUACCUAGAAACAACAGCCAGAACAUCCCUACCCAGGAACAACAGCUAGAACAUCCCUACCCAGAAACAACAGCUGGAACAUCCCUACCCAGGAACAACAGCCAGAACAUCCCUACCCAGGAACAACAGCUAGAACAUCCCUACCCAGAAACAACAGCUGGAACAUCCCUACCCAGGAACAACAGCUGGAACAUCCCUACCGAGGAACAACAGCUAGAACAUCCCUACCCAGAAACAACAGCUGGAACAUCCCUACCCAGGAACAACAGCUAG
Messenger RNA from Haliotis rufescens (red abalone), 639 nucleotides. RefSeq lists its product as uncharacterized. The record is from RefSeq and is a predicted model, not a curated record. NCBI's taxonomy places the organism in Eukaryota, Metazoa, Mollusca, Gastropoda, Lepetellida, Haliotidae. The transcript is spliced from 2 exons. The coding region runs from base 1 to 639 and encodes 212 amino acids.